Molecule: messenger RNA, 201 nt
Organism: Bursaphelenchus okinawaensis
Lineage: Eukaryota; Metazoa; Nematoda; Chromadorea; Rhabditida; Aphelenchoididae
Source: the annotation of a GenBank genome assembly
AUGCCGAGACGUCAUCUCAGAGGACGAGGGCGAGUAGGACCAGCCAGCGAUCAACCACAUCCCCGUUCCACCUGCGUCCCGCAUCGACGACGAACAGCACUUGGCAUUCCGCACCGCGUACGUGGACAGCACUAUAAAAAGGGGAGGACGAAGAAGCAACAGGACAGUCGAGUAGUUGGUCAGCAGGCUCAGGACAGUUAG